AUGGAUGCAGACUCGGCUCGUCGACAAGCCGCAGAGAUUGAAGCUUUGCAGGCAAUCUAUGCUGAAGAUGGAGAGUUUGAGCUGCUCCAAGAACCGGAGGAAGGAUUAGCUGCAGGCGCAUCCUUCAGAGUACGUUGUCCGAAUCCCCUCGGUGAUGUCCGGGUCAACUUGCCAACGACAUACCCUGCACAAGGCCGUCCAGCCUUCGUCUUGGAGAGGCUGCGUGGUCCUGCUGCAGAGGCUGUACAACUAGGCCUAGAAGCACUCGCAAGUGAACACGCAACAGAGGAGUGCAUCUUCGAUGUCCUGACAAGAGCGGUCGAGGUUGCAGAGUCUGCGGGGCUGGGUUUGCCGGAAGAGGCGCCAGUCGCCGCAGCAAAGAGCAUCAAUGUCGAAGAG
Symbiodinium necroappetens is the source of this 399-nucleotide messenger RNA. The record is from the annotation of a GenBank genome assembly. NCBI's taxonomy places the organism in Eukaryota, Dinophyceae, Suessiales, Symbiodiniaceae.